CCCGACUAAUACAAACACACAAACACGCUCGCCAAAUUCGCAAACGGGAGAAUUGAGCAACUAGAGGUUAGUUCGACGGUACGGUGUUCGUCAUUCCUACAGGUGUGUGCGCGAGAUCAUUCAAUUCCAAUUUGGCUGGUCUGACUGGCCUGGCGCUUGGCUGCAUGGGGCUACAAUCUCUCGGCUCGCCUCAUUCGUGGUGCAAAUGCCGAACCGAUCAGACUCAGACUGACAGAGCGCUUUGGCUGCUCGCGCUGGCCGUCGUCUCCCGUCCGUCGCCGUCCGUAUAGGUUUGUCGUCGUCGUGUCCGUCGCCGAAAAAAUCGUACAAAACUCGGGUUAAAGUGCAUUUGAGGGUUAUAUUUAUGCAAUUGCGGUGUAACUGUGUGUGGAAGUGAGUAAAAUGAAUGGAAAAUCGUGAAUAUCGAGGGUGGAAAAGUGAAAACACGACCCGAUUUCACCCCAGUGAGCUACACCGUAUAGUGGAAAGAAUAAGAAGAUCGCAAUCCAUCCUGCCUGGGUCGUUCGUUCAGUGAGGUGUGUAUAGUGUUAUUUUUCCUCCCAACCUAACUGAGCACGCAUACCACAGUGAGCGCGAGUUGUGAAAGAGAAGAGCAGGUUUUCGGGCAUGGGGGUGUGAGUGUUUGCGCGACUCACCUGUCAACUUUCUAUGCCCAGCAAAACAGUAAACAACAACAACCACCGCCGCCGGAUUGCAGCGCUGUCAUAAGGCGCUAGGAGGAGUAAUAGUUUCUGGAAGCCGCAACUGAAGAGCCGACUGCGUAGAAUGAAUGAAUGAAGUGAGUUGUUCAUGUGUAUGGGUGUUUAUGGGCAAAAGUUUAUUGCUGUUUUGAUUAGGAGCUUGACCGGACCGGAUCAGGGGUGAUUGUCCACCCCCUUUUAUGCUUCAGCUUUAUACGGAUCGAGACAUGAGAAGACAACAAACAGUUCCAAUUUCCAAAGCUAUCGUUUUCGCCGGAUGAGGAUCAUCUUGCAGAAAACGAGAUUCCUCCUGUCGGAUCCGACCGUUGACGGGCCUCUUUUGGUGGUGUGUGAAUUGAUCCCGGAGUUUGCCCUGGGUACGAUACAGCAUCACUUGCGUCCAGACUAGGGCAGCCGCGUAGUGAUUGGCACUUCAUUAAUUCUAAGUGAGUGAGGAAAAGCAUUUUCCGACCCAUCGUCGUCGCGAGCGUGACAAGCCAAGUGUCUAGCAGUGUGUAAUGUGCGUCGGUCCGGUCGCGAUGCCGCACCGUCUGUUGUCGAUGCGAUUGGCAGUGUGGUGAGUGAAAAGCGUGUUUUUUUUCGGUACACAAUCGUAUAAGUGGAAACCAAGCGUAGAUGUAAUCUUGGUGAAAGAAUACGGCGUUUAAGCGAAACAGAGAGAAGCAAACACAGUGGAGAAGAUUAUCAAUGUUGUGCUGGGAAACGGUGUUUAACCACUACUGGGUGAGGGGUUUUGGUGUGGCAGAUCCAUGUUUGAUUGAUUGAAACAGCCUAAGUGGGAUUGAGGCGUUUAGUGGAAAGUGAUAUCUAUCAAUCGUAGCAGUAGCAGUAGCAGCAGCAGCGGUAGCCACAAGAUGCACGAUUUAUUUACAACGGUUCUCUCGAAGCGAGAUUUGUCGCGGGCAGGAGAACUGUUUUCGGUGGCAGAUUUGGAGAUUGUUAACGAUCUGAGUGAAGUGCUUGAGGAAAUCUCGUCCAUCAUCAGUCACGAGGACUACCUGCAGAACAGCAACGACCAAUCGGUGAUCGAAAUCUGCAUCAACCGGGUCACGUCAUGCAUCAAAAAGACCAACACCAUCGAGAAGCACUGCUCGGGGCUGGUGGGCCUGCUGGAAACCUGCCUCAAGUAUAACCUGCAACCUUCUCGGAAGGAAGCGGAUCCACCGCAUGCAAAAAUAUCUUCCGACAUCAUUUCCAGUAUAUUUCUUAAUUAUAACAAAAAGCAUGUGAUGGAAGUAACACUGCCAGUAGCCGUAAAGUUCUUGAACAAAGGUAACCUGGAGCUGUCCCGGAAUUUGGCCAGUUAUUUAUCCUCAGCAGCCAUUGAAUAUUCGUACCUACUUUCGCCGCACGUAAAACUCAUCUUAGAAUCCCUGCUCAACGGAAACUAUGGCUUAUGCCACGUGCUGUCGCAAAUCUACGACGCCGCCCCGGAACCGAUCAAUGCCGAAGCGAAACGCUUCGUUGAAAUCAUUCCCAAAUGUGAACUCCAAGAGCAGAUUGUGAUCCUGCAACUAUUGGUGGCCGUUGCCAAAAGUAAACCCUCGUCACUGCUGGACAGCAUUCCGCAGCUGUUCGACCUUGCUCAGAAACCUCCCAUCUCCACGGCCGUAAUGUUGGUCAUUCUGAAACUAGCCGAGUACAAACCUAUCAAAAUGAGUGAAUACACCGAAUCGGUGAGAAACGUUGCUCAAACGGUGCCGCAAACCGUGGGAUUUGCAGCGCAAAUCCUUUCAGCUAUCGGGAAAUCCAGCAAAGAUCGAGCGCAGGUCGCUUUGGACUUUGUACUGGAGUAUCUACCGAAGGCGGAUCGAGCCCUACAAACGAUCCUUCUGAACGAAGCGACCAAGCUCUGUACCAAAUACCCCGUCCUGUUCACAGACAAAGUAACUUCGGUGGUUCGCCAGCGGCGACUUAACAACGGCAACCAGAUCAAACAGACCCCCGGAGGCGUCACCAUAGUCAAUCUGAAUUCGUCUGCGACGCUUCCAGUGACGACUACGACGGCAUCCAUCACGACGCCACCGAUCCUACUCGAUACUCGACCGAUCGUGUCCAAGACCCCGAAUGUUGCUGUUAUUAGUAAUAGCGGAGCGACGACUGCCAACACUACCAUUAUCAAUACUUCCAAUGGGACAACUACGACCUCGGCAUCGAUUCAUCCGGCGCUGUUGACGAACUUUAUGAACUCCGCAAAUGGAAUACCGGCGGUUGUUAAUGGGGGACCAAUGGUGCCACCGACGCCUCCACAUACCGGUUAUACUCGACGGGCCAAACUGGGAGAUUCUCGAAGUACUGGACGACUGCACGCCGGUGGUGGAGGGAAUAAGAGCAUGACGCGGUUAAACAUUGCCGGUGGAUCGGUGGGAGGGCUGCACAAAUCGAUGACCCGACUCAGUUCGUCGCAGCUACUGGGACAGUACAAUGGAGAUGAUCCCGGCAAGCAACCCAACGGCCCGGGUACCGGAGCCGUCAGUACCGCAGCCAGCGGUAUUAGCGGCGGUGGCGGAAUCGAUGGAAGCAGCGCAGGUGGUGGUUCCAACUCGAAUAGCAAUAUCCUAAACAGUCAUUCCAGCGGCAAUGUGGCCAUUGCCUUCGCCAACAAAAACAACAGUGCCCAGAACUUUGCCUCGCCGGUGCCACCACCCUUGAGUCAGCACGUGAUGAUCACCGGCGAGAACAAGUGGGGCAUUCCGCAGACGAAGAUCACUUCGGGCGGUGUGACGGUAACGACAUCACCGACGCGGGCCCAGAGACCAUACUCGCAAGGUCCUAACACGUUGAUGGGGUCGGCGGGAGCUUUGGGCAAGAAUUCACUGGGAGGGUUGAACCAGUCAACGGGAUCGAUCGGGAUGGUUCAGGUGCAUCACGCUUCUCCGGCUUCGCCAACCAUGUUCAACAACCAUUCCCAGCAGACAUCACCCCAGCUGACGACUUUGUCGCUCAACUCGAACGAAGAUCCGAACAAUCAGGUAAGCGUCUCCGGGCCGGCCACGGUUACUUCUCGAAGGAACGACAACCGUAGUGUGACUCUGUUGAACGCAAGCAGUGCCGUCAACCAACGAAUGAGCGUCUUCGAGCCGUACCCAAUGCGAGACACAAUUCAGCACUUUUGCGAAAAACACUUGGAUAAAAUCAAAGCUUUUACGGAGAGCGUUGCCCAGAGAUUACCCCCGCCGGCCAAGUGUAUCAUCGAAGAGCGACGAGCGAAAAAGAUGGCCAAGCUGCACUUUGCGUGCCAGGUCCGCGGACCCCAUUGUCUGUACUCCCGAACGAUGUUCACCAUGCGAACGCGGAACCCUCGGACGUGGAUCCAUCUGAUGUUCCUGGACCUGCAGGCACGGGCACCGCAGAACGCUUUGAGCAGUUGGGACCCGAGCGUGAGUCGACUUAAGCACUGCUGGGACACGUUGAAGUGCGAGAACAAGACAUUCAUUACGCUAGUCACCAGUGCGUUCCCGAACGUGAAGGAACAGGAAACGCUGAUCAACGAGCUGCGCAACGCCGGGUUCUUCGAUGUGUUCGAACUGGGAGCGGCGAGUACGCCGGAGGGCGCCAGCAGUGAAGAUUUGCAGUUUCAGUGGGGCUGUUUCCUGUGCAACCAUCCGGAGAAGGCCAUGGGAUUCCUGCACGGAAACACCCAACCCGUAAUUGAGGGACAACUCAAGGAAAAGAAAGGCAAAUGGCGCUUGUUCCGCCGGUGGCGCACUCGGUACUUCACUUUGUCAGGAGCUCACCUCUCGUGCAAGGGUUCGACCGGAGGCGAAAGCAUAGACGUCAACCAGAUCCGCUCGGUCAAGGUAUCCCGAGGGGCACGAAAUAUCCCUAAGGCGUUCGAAAUAUUCACCGGCGACCAGACGUUGAUUCUGAAACCGAAAGACGGCAACAAGGCUGAGGAAUGGGUCCAAUGUCUGAGCAUUGUGCUGGCACACUCACAGGCACGCGAUAGCCCAACGACUCGAACCAAUAGCCUUCCCGCCCGAAGCCUCGGUAACAGUCGAAACGUUUUCUGAGAUACAUAUCACAACCACUCUAGACUUAUCUACUAGACAAGUUACACAUUAAACUACAAAAGCAAAGCAAAAAUCGAGGAAAAAAGACUUGAAAACAGAGAUGAAAAGUAAUAUGAAGAAUAUAUCAUGUACUUAAUGCCAACAUUUCCUUCCAAUAACUAUACCUAGUAACUGUGUUAAGCAUAUCAAGAACGAUUUAAAACAACCGAGUUGUUACUUAAUUUAUCGACAAUCGCAAAGCAGAUAGAGAGAACCCCGUAUUUUAACUAGCCACGUAAGGAGACAGAUGAGAAACAACCCCCAACAAGCCAAGCAACUCACUAAUGUGUCAAUUUAGAAUUGAUUUCAGCGGAAACCGAAGCAACUGUUCAGAUGGAUCAUAUCUAGACGGUUUUCGAUUUUUAUUCAUCGACGUGUUGCUUUGAAUCCACAAAACUAAGGAAUGAAAUAUCAAACUCAAGGUCUAUAUUUAUUGCCAAUAUUUUCAUACAAUAUACAAUACGAAACAAAAAAUAAAAGGAAAUUUGUACUAGCUACUAGCCUAACAGAAACACACACAAACACAGAUAUUCGUGCGAAGCUAUUGACUAGUUCGUAAGCGAGGUGCGAUUCCGGACCGGAUCGCAAGGCAAGACGACAGAAGGAUUACCUACCUACUGAAAUUUUGAUAUAUUGUUUGUUAAGUUUUUCGACCUUAUACUCCGUCUAUGAAAUAGUUCUGUUUUUUUUGCUAUUAUCUACUUGAAGAAUAGGAAUCCAUGAAUUCAAAUUCAAGCUUUUGUCGGGCUGAAACCGACAGCAGAUUAGUUUAUUUACUACUUAGAUAUUAUUUAUUGAAAUAUGCAAAUGAAGAAAAUUAAUCCUAA
Messenger RNA from Aedes albopictus (Asian tiger mosquito), 5601 nucleotides. RefSeq names its product protein melted (gene melt). Gene Ontology annotation, cellular component: plasma membrane. Bases 1577 to 4735 code for a protein of 1052 amino acids. Gene Ontology annotation, biological process: regulation of signal transduction. The record is from RefSeq and is a predicted model, not a curated record. Gene Ontology annotation, molecular function: phosphatidylinositol-5-phosphate binding. The transcript has 9 exons. NCBI's taxonomy places the organism in Eukaryota, Metazoa, Arthropoda, Insecta, Diptera, Culicidae.